Molecule: messenger RNA, 2670 nt
Organism: Knipowitschia caucasica
Lineage: Eukaryota; Metazoa; Chordata; Actinopteri; Gobiiformes; Gobiidae
Source: the annotation of a GenBank genome assembly
AUGGGAAACCCUUGCCUCGCCACCGAGUAUCAUACGUUACAGACCAGUCCAGUCAUCUCAGUCUCCUCCUGCCACCAGGCGGCGUACAGCCUCCAAAAUGAAAACCACAAUCCUGUAUCAAGCUAUUACAUUCCCCAUGGCAUGAGACCCAAUGGUGCCCCUGCUCUCGAAAGCCCUAGAAUCGAGAUCACUGCCUACAGCCAUUACCCAGAAGACGAGGUUGAGGAGAGCAACAGUGAAAACCACAUCAUCAAACGUGGCGUCAACUCCAUUGUAACACUCACACUGCCUAAUGCCGCUGAAGGAUACCGUGAUCCCACUUGUCUUAGUCCUGCCAGCAGCAUAUCCUCACGUAGCUGCAAUUCCGAAGCUUCAUCCUAUGAGUCGAGCUUCUACAACUACGAAAACUCCCCUCAAAAUUCACCGUGGCAAUCUCCAUGUGUCUCCCCACGAAACUCACUUCUGUCCUGCCCUCUUGCCACCGGCCCUGCAGCCUCUCCCCGCCACUCCCCCUCUGCGUCUCCUCAGAUUGGGGCGCUGGCUGAAGAAGGAUGGCCAGCACAGACGCGUGGAUCAAGGUCAAAUUCCCCAUCCAAUACUGGUGGGAUCACAAUCAACGGAAGUGGCACUGGUAAAAGAAAGUAUAGCCUAAACGGCAACACGUAUCGCCAGAAUUCACCAAAUCAGUCUCCCAUUCCGUCUCCUCACGGCUCCCCGAGGGUGAGUGUCACAGAUGAGAACUGGCUUGCCAAUACAAACCAGUACACCAACUCUGCCAUUGUGGCUGCCAUCAACGCCCUAACUACAGAUGGAGUAGUGGACAUGGGGGAGGGGAUUCCAAUCAAGACGCGCAAGACCAUGCUGGACCACCAAGCAUCCAUGGGCCUGAAGAUGGAGCCCAGUGCAGACAGCUUGAGUCCGGACGGAGACUUGUGUCACGAUGAUUACGCUUCUCGUCUGGCUAUGAAGAAGGAGAGCUACUGUGGAGGGUUCCUGGAUGUGCCCCAGAACCCGUACUCUUGGUCUAAACCCAAGCCUUAUCUCAGCCCGUCUCUGCCCUCGCUGGACUGGCAGCUUCCCUCCUGCUCGGGACCGUACAGUUUGCAGAUUGAGGUUCAACCCAAGUCCCAUCACAGAGCACAUUACGAGACCGAAGGCAGCCGCGGAGCAGUCAAGGCCUUAACAGGAGGGCACCCGAUUGUCCAGGAUGGUUGGAGUAAGUAUGCCACUGUCAUUCUGAGCUACCGCAAAAAGACACGAGAGAGAAGACCACCCCUCGCCGUGCCCCCGCAGAUCCAGCUUGGCUCUGAGCUCUACGGCUACAUGGAGAGCGAGCCCCUCACCUUGCAGCUGUUCAUCGGCACCGCAGACGACCGCCUCCUGCGCCCACACGCCUUCUACCAGGUCCACCGCAUCACCGGAAAAACCGUCUCCACCGCGAGCCACGAGGCCUUGCAAUCCAACACCAAAGUCCUGGAGAUCCCGCUGCUGCCCGAGAACAACAUGAGAGCCAUAAUUGACUGUGCCGGGAUCCUGAAACUGCGCAAUUCUGACAUCGAGCUUCGUAAAGGAGAGACGGACAUUGGGCGUAAAAACACACGAGUGAGACUGGUGUUCAGAGUGCACAUCAACCAGCCCAAUGGAAGAACCGUGUCCCUGCAGGCCUCCUCCAACCCCAUCGAGUGCUCUCAGCGCUCGGCCCAGGAGCUUCCUCUGGUCGAGAAGCAGAGCGUGGACAGUUAUCCAGCCACCGGGGGAAAGAUGAUGCUGGUCAGCGGACUCAACUUCCUCCCCGACUCCAAGGUGGUGUUUGUGGAGAAGGCUCAGGAUGGCCAUCAUCUCUGGGAGACAGAAGCCAAAGUGGACAAGGAUUCCGUCAAACAUAGCUCACUUGUUGUGGAGAUCCCACCUUACAGAAAUCAGAGAAUAUCCAGCUCAGUGCAAGUCAACUUCUACAUCUGCAAUGGAAAAAGGAAGCGAAGCCAAUACCAGCGCUUCACCUACCUGCCCCCAAAUGUUCCAGUCAUAAAGACAGAGCCUAACGAUGAGUACGACUCCAUGGGGAACAGCCAGCCCAUCCACUCUCAGUCGUACUACAGUCAGCCUCGCCUCGCUCCUGUCCUGCCCGUGCCUGAGUCCGAAGCCUGCCUGGUCAGUACCUACUCCUGCGCCCCACGCCACACCACCAUCACCCCAUCGCCCCCCAGCUCCAGCCCCACACUACAUGACCUCACGCCCUUGGCCUACAGCAAGUGCCUGUCCAAUAGUCCGACACACGGUCCACUGAUGUCUAGUAUCCACGAAAACCCCAUUCACCUAAACCAUCCUGCAUCACCGGACCAGAGCUCUGUAACUAUGCUCCAAUCUCAGGGCAGCCCCAACAAUCACCUCAACAGCCCACACAGCUACAGCCACAUCUACCCCAGCAGCAGCCCCUCGUCUUCCCCCACGUCCCUUCCAUCUACGCCAGGAGGUGCUGCAGAGAGUCCCUUUGGUUCCAGCCCGAAUGGAGAGAACUCGCCUACGCUCCUGCACGACGAUUCCAGUUCCUCGUCCAUACCGGUCACCGUAAAACAGGAGCCGAGAGAACUGGACCAGAUGUACCUCGAUGAUGUUAAUGAAAUCAUCAGAAACGACCUCUCCAGCAUUUCCGUGCACACUCAUGCAUAG